AAAAAAAGUCAAAGGUCUUCAUCACAUCAUACUCUUGUCACUCUUGUUGCGUUAAUUGCGUUGCUUUUUACCUGAGGCGGAGGUUAAGGAGGAUAGCAAGGAUUGUAGUUACUUUUAUUCACCGAUUAAGCAUCAAUAAGGCCUGAUCUCAUCAAAUUUUUGUAAGUUCAUAAAAAAAGAGGCCAAAUUGAUGUGAGACGGAGAAACAUGGCUAGGAGAAAGAACAAAAACAGAGCUGCAAAAAGCGGAGAACAACAGCCCAGCAACAAGCAGAAAAAGCCCUUCAACCCGUGGCUGCGGGGCCUGGAGGGACCUCCGAAAACAUACUCUUUGCCGACCGUGACCAGUGCCUCAGGAGUUGCGCCCUCCACCAGCCGGAGUGCUGAGGCGGCAGAACUGGCAGCCGAAAAACAAAGGUUUCAGCCUGUAAAAAACGCGCUGCCAUAUCUGAACGAACAGUCUCAAAUUUUACACGGCAAGGAUUUGCACAACUUGAACGGCAAUCAGCGUGCUGAUGUGUGGAACGCCAUCAAAGACCGAAGAACCUAUGGGAUGAGAUUUUGGAACGAGAUGCUCUUGCUGAUGGACGGAGAGUUCACCAAUGGUGACCCAAACAAUCCGGUCACCUUUAAAUUCUCACCCUCCAAACUCACUCACUUCACACAAAUCAUUUUCUCCCAAGAGUACAUGUGUUUGACCCUCACAGAACGACAACUGUUACGCUCCUUCCUUGUUGCAUGCAAGGGCGAGUACAAUUUCAAAAGUGCCAAUAACACCAUCUUGCAGGAGAUUCAGAAAAUUUGCUUUGACGUGGCAACAAAAUCGGUCCAGUUCAGCCGGUUGGGAGGAAAGAAUUCGGAGUUUGACCAAAGAUUGAAUAAAAUCACAGGCGUCGAGGACAAAAGUCGCUACAAACUUCUGCUGGAGCAGCAAGCUCGGAACGACUACGACCUAGGGUUCGAAUGUCUGUGCCCAGCUUUGGCCAAACUGGUCAAAGAGAAGGUCAAGAUUGAGUACCAAGUGCAGAUCUUGCAAUCGGAGGGAAUAAAGCCCAUCACUUUGGACGAGGCAGCCUACUUGCUCUACAUCUCACCUUUCAAGAAACUCACGCCCUAUGCCCAGUACUGUGCAACAAAAUUUCGAGCUCAAUUCAUCUUGAAAAUGUGGCAACAUCUCAAAGUUCACCACUAUUCAAAGGAGCCUCUUUUUCCAUCCGAUCCCAUCAGCCUGGCGUUCUGCUUCCUCACAGGAGGCAACUUGCACUACCUGUGCAACCCAGGCAUGAACUUCUACAUGCUUGCAGAUCAAGAGAAGCUGACCAUCGCAAAGUUUGCCAAAGACUAUCCUCGGAGGUACAAAAAACUGACGGAUUUGCAAGCGUCUGAGGCUUUGGAAGAAAACAGAUUGAAUUCUCUGUUGGAAGACGAGGAAGACGUGGUGUCAAAAGAUGCCUCGGUGGGCCUCCAAAUGCUUCCCUUGCACAUCAAACAGGCAUUCAUGUCAGACACCACAAUAUUUCAAAACAUCAAAGAGAAGAAGGAACCGGCCCCUGAGACAGUAACAAUCUCAGAACCGCCACCGUCCACUUCUACUGGUUACGAGAAUUAUGUCCAGAUUUUGGACUUGGAAAAUGUGGUGGAAAGUGCACCUGAAGUUUCAGAUGAGCCUGUAGUUCCAAAUGAAGUGGCCACAGAACCAAAGACCAGACAAUCAGUUUGGUUUGCGCCGGACAAAUCUUCGAAGAGUGUAAUACACAUGAUUAUCUCAAAUAGAAUCGCUACCCUGAAAGCCAUCAUGGAAAAAGCAGAAUGUCAUUUGUGGACCAAAUUUGUCAUUCUCAAAACAAGCAAAGUGCUUGGAAAGGAAGAGCUACUUUUCACCCUUGUAGACUCCCUCUCAACAACGUUUUGCAAGUUUCUUAUUUACAAGUUUCACAUCGACGAAGAUGACUGCGUAUUUUACUCUACUGACUGUACACUUGUAAUUGAAAUUUUCAUGAGGAGAAAUCUGAAAAUAAAUACUUCGAAAGGAGUAUUUGAUAUGCAUAUAGAAGUUGGCUGUGAUGAAUUUAAAUUGGAUAAGUUGGAUAAGUCAUAUUUUGUGAGAAGUUUCCUCAUGAAUGUGCUUGGACAGAGGUUACAAGAAGACGCUACCCACUUGAAUUUGUCACAAUUUCAUAAGACUGAAGAACUUGAGAAGGAGCUGCUGUUCUUUCCUCUAAGAUUGCAAUGGAAUUUCGAAAAAAUUUGCACUUGCCUUUCUUCGUUGGUUUGCAAAUCUCUAGUCUCACUCGAUUUGUCAAACAACAGAAUAGCAUCAUUUAGUUCCAGCAAAGUCGAAGUUGCUAAGUAUGUCGAAGCAUUCGGAAAAGUGCACACUCUGGAUCUCAGGAACAAUCAGCUCCACAUGUCAUCUCUCUUCAAUUUAGCUUUUAUGCCACUGAGGAAUGUGUAUUUGGAUGGAAAUCCACUGUGCAGUUUCUACGACAAUGAGAAGGAAUAUAUUAUGGACAUUCUAAAAAUUUGGCCAAAUUUGGAAUUUUUAGAUGGACGUCGUAUUAUUUCUUCCAAUGCACCAAGCUCAAAGCCUCACUACUUUCCAAUGCCCGAAGCUCAAGACUUUACAAGACAAUUCCUAACCCACUUCUUCAGUCUCUUUGACAGUGAGCGAAGAGACCUUUUGCAAGGAUUGUACCACUCGAAGGCGCUUCUGUCAAUGACGAGCACAUUUCUCGACGACCAGACCACCUCUGACAAUGCAAAUUUGUCAUCCUUUUUGCUACAAAGUCGAAACAUUAAACGGAUAAGUGACAUGAGCAAAUCUGAGAAAUUGAUUCACGAAGGAUGCAAACCCAUAAUUGAGUUUUGUCAGAGCUUGCCAGCAACAGAACAUGACUCAUCCUCAUUCAACGUCGAUAUCAUUAAUUACAAUGAGCGAAAUGUGCAUUUCUGUGUUAGUGGAGUUUUCAAAGAGAAAGACAAUCCUGAAACAUCACCAAGGUUCUUCAGAAGAAUCUUCCACCUUGUCAACUUCAGCAGCUUCUUCCUUAUAGUCAACGAACUUCUUUACAUUUGCAACUGCACAACAGCCCAAGCAAACACUCUUUGCAAAUCCGUCGAGGAGGCGCCUGUUCUCGAUUUAUACCUGUCAUCCAUUCCUAGACUCACUGUAUUCACAGAUGAGCAGAAACUUGGAUUGAUGAAAAAACUUUCAGACGUGACGGGAAUGAAUGUUCGCUGGAGCAAAAAGUGCCUUGAUGAUAUGAAAUGGGAUCUGCGAAACGCACUAAUUUACUUCCAGCAGUAUUACAACCAAGAGUUAAUUCCCAGCGACGCAUUUUUGUAAAUUUGAAACUCCAAAAUAAUAUAAGAAACAAAUUUACAUAUAAAUAGAGAAAAUCAAUUUUU
Messenger RNA from Neocloeon triangulifer, 3407 nucleotides. RefSeq lists its product as uncharacterized. Gene Ontology annotation, biological process: poly(A)+ mRNA export from nucleus. The record is from RefSeq and is a predicted model, not a curated record. Lineage: Eukaryota; Metazoa; Arthropoda; Insecta; Ephemeroptera; Baetidae. Gene Ontology annotation, cellular component: nucleus. Gene Ontology annotation, molecular function: RNA binding; protein binding. The coding region runs from base 208 to 3345 and encodes 1045 amino acids. The transcript is spliced from 14 exons.